AUGUCUACUAACGACUCUCCUUUGUCUCCGUCCCGACGCUCAUCUCCUUCCAGUACUCCAGCGGCUCGUCGGAAGAAGAAAACCCAGAGCAAAAAGACGCGUCCAGAUACUGUCCUGCGUAAAGGGAAAUAUUUCAAUCAUGUGCAAAACGCGGACGAGCUGGACCAGGACCACAAGCACACAACCACGGAAGCAAAGGAUAUGAAGCCAACAAGCGCUGGCAAGACAGCUAAGUCUACUGGGAAAUCAGGCAACGACGGUUCCAAGAAAGAAGUCUCUAACGUUCCGGCUCCUAUUCCCGACACAGGUUUUCAAGGCGCCGCUCUUCAUACUCUAACUGUGUCUAAUUCCGUUUCUUCUACUGCGCCCGUGAACACGGACGUCGUACAGGCUGCAGUACCCGCGACGGCUGGUCUAGCUUCUACUUUGCUGGCAACGGCAACUUCUUCUGUGCUGCUAGCCUCCACGGCAGUCACUACUCCUGAAAGCUCGGCGGCUGCUGCCCACGAGGACACUUCUAAGCACAUUCGUACAAUCAUUAUAGUACUUGUUGCCCUUGGCUCUGCUUUUGCCUCCGUUGGCCUCUGCAUAAUCCUUAGGGCUUGCCGCCGUCCCAAACGACGGAAUCUGCCGACCCCGUCUCUCCCGAUCUUGCAGGAUGCAUACCCAGAUCAGCAGUCUCCGGAAGAGUCACCCAUAUUUGGCGGCAAAGAAAGGCUGUCAGACAACGUGGAGCACCGCUGGACCUGGACGCAGUACUCCCAGGGAGAAGGAACCUUAUCUGAGAAACCCGGCUCUCUGGGAAACGUAUCUGGUCCUUAUCAAAAUCUCCGCCUUGAUGCGCCCGCCUCGAAAGUACGACCUCAGUCCAAGACAUUGGAGAUGCUUGCCACAUUCCCCACUCCGCCUCAAACGAACCAGCGCCCCCUUUCUGUUGGUAACCGUGAAGGGAGCGGGAAGCGGACCAUGUCUAGGCUCUCCAUGAUGUCUUACUCUUCCCCUCGUAUUGGCUGUGACACGACGGCUCCUCAGCAUAUAGGACUUGCUCUAGAUACUACUACUGUUGGUUCUCCCACAAACGGUCAGCCCACACAGAUUGGGGAAGACGUUGCUGCUAAGAGAGUAUCACUUCGGUCAGCUCGUCGACUUAGCGCGAGACAGAGCGUGCAUGGCUUGGACAAAGGCAAAGGGAACACACGGGACACUUGCGCAUCCUUAUACGGAGGCGCGGAUGUUACCUCGCCUAUCGCGGACAAGUAUAUUCCACCAGUUCCGACAAUGGAUUCGCCUUCACCAGCUCUCGCUCGUGGUCGGGAACGUAUCAAGGCGCCUUAUCCUAGUACUUCUCUUCGUACUUCGGCUUCUGCUUCGUCUUUCGUGUCCAACAUCAACCCCUUCGAGGAUGUCCGAAGGAUACCUGUGCCGCCUAUACCUGUACUGGAGAAGUCGGAAGCUCGUCGUGCGCGGGAUACAAAGGCUAUUACUGCUGUACUUGGACUGACGUCACCGCCUUCCCCCGAGAUGACCAUCUAUCCCGACGAUUCUCUGAGCGUCGUGGGGGACAAGCUGUACGCCCAUCCCAUGCCAACUCGGAAGAUCAACGCGGACAAUAUGCACGCAGUCACUCCACCCAUGGAACCUAGCACUUCCCUAGGCAAUCUGAUGCUGAACGGGUUUGGUACACCUGCACAGUCGCGAUCGUUUGAGGAGCUGGAGGAGUCGUCUUCGGAAAUGGUAGCGCGGACCGAGGAGCAAUUCAAAUACUCGGGGAACUCGAAAAGGGCGGAUGAUAAGCCACCCCGUGUUCCGUCUCCACCCCUGAUGCCAUCUUUGGCUCAGAUGGCCAUGCAACAUGCCAACCCUGAAGACUACGCAAGCUAUAGUUGCCCAACUUAUAGUAUCUAUGGAUACUACACAGAGGAAGAGCGGAAGAGCCGUUUCGGUCCGGGUGACUUUAGGGUUUCGACGUUCCGUUAA
Molecule: messenger RNA, 1977 nt
Organism: Gloeophyllum trabeum ATCC 11539
Lineage: Eukaryota; Fungi; Basidiomycota; Agaricomycetes; Gloeophyllales; Gloeophyllaceae
Exons: 1
Coding region: 1-1977 (658 amino acids)
Source: RefSeq, a predicted model, not a curated record